AUGAGUGAGCAGUUGCUAGAACUGGUCUUAAACACACUGAAAAUUGUCGGAAUUGGGCCCAAAAGUCGCAAAAUCUACUCAUUUGUGUUCCUCACAAUCUUGACCAUUUUGGUCAUUUUCGCAAGCAUCGAUCGGCCCUACCUCAAAUCGUACACUCACAUCAAGGUUGUCGUGAGUGUUUUAAUGGAUUUCAUAGCUUAUUUUUUCAAUUUUUACACGAUUUUGUUUCAUCGAGAAACUGAUUUUUUCAAAAUGUUUUCAAAUGAGCCAAAGUUCGAAUUUCGACAUUAUUGUGUUUUUCUAAUUGUGAAUGUGGUUUUUUGGGUGAUUGUCCUCAUGUCGAAUUACGCUUUCACGCGAAUUAUCAUCCUGAAAUCGAUUGUGGAAAUUGUGAUAAUUGACGUUGAAAUUUACAGUCAAUUUUUAUUCGGAUUUAUGAUUUUCCUAAUUUUGGACAUUAUCAAGUCAAAAUAUCGGAAAAUGAACCAAAUUUUGCGAAAUUACCGACAAAUCACCUCCGAUGAAUUUGUUUUUCUUGUUACAAAAAUUGAAAGUUUCAGUUUUCAGCUGAAAAAUUCCGUUGACGAAUUUAAUGAUAUUUUUGGGGUUCCCCUACUUUUGAUAAUUUCUUAUUCGACUCUCCAUUUUGUCAAUUACAUUGACGAUUUGUUUUUCUUCCGGUUUGAAAAGUCCAAAUUUCAGUUUCUUAUCUCAAACAUAUCACAAGUUUCGUUGAUUUUCAUCACUAAUUAUACUCUAAUUAUAAUGUGUGAUUGUGUGGGGAAAGAGGCUUCAAAUUUGCUUAAAAUCGCCCAAAAAGUGAAAACAAGUCAAGGGAAUAAAUUCGUUUUGGAUUGUUUGGUUUUGAAUUUUCCGAAAUUUUCAGCGGGGGGAUUUUUUCAGAUCAAAAAAUCGACUAUUUUCAGCGUUUUAAACACUGUUAGCACGCUACUGAUUGUUAUGGUGCAAUUUGAUAAGGAUAAGUGA
Molecule: messenger RNA, 987 nt
Organism: Tribolium madens (black flour beetle)
Lineage: Eukaryota; Metazoa; Arthropoda; Insecta; Coleoptera; Tenebrionidae
Gene: Gr88
Product: gustatory and pheromone receptor 39a-like
Exons: 1
Coding region: 1-987 (328 amino acids)
Biological process (GO): sensory perception of taste
Cellular component (GO): axon; neuronal cell body; membrane
Source: RefSeq, a predicted model, not a curated record